Wyeomyia smithii (pitcher-plant mosquito) is the source of this 992-nucleotide messenger RNA. RefSeq names its product brachyurin-like. Bases 27 to 932 code for a protein of 301 amino acids. The record is from RefSeq and is a predicted model, not a curated record. NCBI's taxonomy places the organism in Eukaryota, Metazoa, Arthropoda, Insecta, Diptera, Culicidae. Gene Ontology annotation, molecular function: serine-type endopeptidase activity. The transcript is spliced from 3 exons. Gene Ontology annotation, biological process: proteolysis.
CAAAGCGAAAGCACAUACUGAGCACAAUGUUCGCACAUUUCGCGCUUGUUCUAGUUCCGUUACUUGUAGCCGGUAAACCGAUGCCACCAUCGAACUUACAGCUGUCGACAUUCUGGAUUCGGUAUUCGAAUGCGCAAUAUCAGGCGAAGGCAGCCGGUGGUGGACCGGGUGGAGGAGGUUCCAAAAUCGCCGGUGGUUCACUUGCCAGCCAGCAGCAGUUUCCCUACCAGGCAGCGAUUAUGGUGAACUUCCCCGACGGAUCGGGAACUCUGUGCGGAGGCUCGAUCAUAUCGACGACCUUCGUACUGACGGCUGCACAUUGUUUACGAGGUGCAUUGGAUGCUACGGUGGUUGUCGGAACGAACAUCGUUAGCAUCCCUACUGAUGACAAGGCCGUAGAAAUUGACGUAACGUUUCACGAUAUGCUUGUACAUCCCAGCUAUGAUCCGGUGAAUGUGUUCAACGAUAUCGCGAUUCUGCGCUUGACGAAGACGCUAGUGUUAUCAGACAAGAUUCAACCGAUUCGUCUGCCGUCUCGGUUGGAGGCGAAACAAGAGCUGGCGAGUGUUGACGCAGUCGUUUCCGGUUGGGGUGCCUUGAACGGGGAUGAGUUUGCCGAAAUUUCCGAAAGCUUAAAGUUGGAGUUGCGUUUCGUCAGUAACCCGGUUAUAUCGAAUGAAUCCUGCGAGAAGGUGUUUCCAAAUAUGAUUCGCGAGUCACACGUGUGCGUUUCCGGAAGUAACGGUCGUAACGCUUGUCAAGGUGAUUCGGGGGGUCCACUAACGGCGCAUUUGAAUGGAGAGACUACUUUGAUUGGCAUUGUUUCCUUCGGAUCUACUGAGGGUUGCGAAAAAGGUCUACCUGCUGUUUACACUCGAGUCAGUUAUUAUCUGAAUUGGAUAGAAGACCACACUAACGUGAAAGUAACAUGAAAAUUAAGAUAUUGUAUAUUUUAAGAAUAAGAAACCUCUACCAAAUAAACUUCUACCAGC